Messenger RNA from Aaosphaeria arxii CBS 175.79, 591 nucleotides. RefSeq lists its product as uncharacterized. The transcript has a single exon. Bases 1 to 591 code for a protein of 196 amino acids. NCBI's taxonomy places the organism in Eukaryota, Fungi, Ascomycota, Dothideomycetes, Pleosporales. The record is from RefSeq and is a predicted model, not a curated record.
AUGCUUGGCGCACUUUUGUCCACGACGGCUCUCUUGCUCACUGCUUCAUCUGUAUUACCUCUUGCAGAUGUACGCCCUCUUGUCUCCAUGUCCGAUGAUCCUACGGUAGAAGGGGCUGUCACAAUCGCCUCAACGCCCACCGCCAAAGCCACGCGAACAAUUCAAGGGCAAGACGAACAAUACAGUUGGGUCCUGGAUCCGAAUCUUAUUCAAUGGACACCGUCAUCGUCUGAAGUGUAUUCUCUGCCAACCGAGAUUUGGGAUGUCCCUCCAACGACUUCCACGGAGAUCAAGUACGAAGCUACUUCAGUACCAACCCCAUACGAAUAUGUUGCUGGCAAAGAAAACCGACUCUCGGGCAAAAUCAUAGCCCUCAUCAUUAUAGGAGCUUUUGUCACCGUCGGUAUCAUUGGAGUCAUAAUAUUUAAGUGCAUUCAGCAUCGACAACGGCGCAAAGCACGCAGCAUGGAACAUACGCCUGGGCGAGGCCGGGGGAGCAUGUCGGAUAGUCGAAUGAGCGACGAACUGCCCGCGUUGCCCGACAAAGCAUAUCAUACGUCACGGCAGUUCGGUGCAGGGCGCCAUUAUUGA